Molecule: messenger RNA, 4587 nt
Organism: Ceratotherium simum simum (southern white rhinoceros)
Lineage: Eukaryota; Metazoa; Chordata; Mammalia; Perissodactyla; Rhinocerotidae
Source: RefSeq, a predicted model, not a curated record
UUGUGCCCGCAGGAGUGGAACGUGACAUGGAACACCAGCAACCCCGACUUCACCAAGUGCUUUCAGAACACCGUCCUUGUGUGGGUGCCUUGUUCUUACCUCUGGCUCUGCUUCCCCUUCUACUUCCUCCAUCUUUCCCGCCAUGACCGCGGCUACAUUCAGAUGACGCAUCUCAACAAAGCCAAAACUGCCUUGGGAUUCUUGCUGUGGAUCGUCUGCUGGGCAGACCUCUUCUACUCUUUCUGGGAAAGAAGUUGGGGCAAGGUCCUGGCCCCGGUAUUACUGGUCAGCCCGACCCUCCUGGGCGUCACCAUGCUGCUUGCUACCUUUUUAAUUCAGCUCGAGAGAAGGAAGGGAGUCCAGUCCUCAGGGAUCAUGCUCACUUUCUGGCUUAUAGCCCUACUGUGUGCCCUUGCCAUCUUGAGAUCCAAAAUCAUGGCUGCCUUAAAAGAGGGUGCCGACGUGGACGUGUUUCGCGAUGUCACUUUCUACAUUUACUUUUCCCUCGUGCUGAUUCAGCUCGUACUGUCCUGCUGCUCAGACCGCUCGCCCCUGUUCUCGGAAAUCAUCAACGACCCCAAUCCUUGCCCGGAAUCCGGUGCCUCCUUCCUUUCCAGGAUCACCUUCUGGUGGAUCACAGGGUUGAUGGUCCGGGGCUACCGCCAGCCCCUGGAGAGCACUGACCUGUGGUCCCUGAACAAGGAGGACACCUCAGAGCAAGUGGUGCCCGUUUUGGUCAAGAAUUGGAAGAAGGAAUGUGCCAAGGCCAGGAGGCGGCCGGUGAAGAUCGUGUACUCCUCCAAGGAUCCCGCCAAGCUGAAAGGGGGCUCCAAGGUGGAUGUGAACGAGGAGGCCGAGGCCUUGAUUGUCAAGUCCCCCCAGAAGGAGCGGAACCCGUCGCUGUUUAAGGUGCUCUACAAGACCUUCGGGCCCUACUUCCUCAUGAGCUUCUUAUUCAAGGCCCUCCACGACCUGUUGUUGUUUGCCGGCCCGGAGAUCCUGAAGUUGCUCAUCAACUUCGUGAAUGACAAGAAGGCCCCGGACUGGCAGGGCUACUUCUUCACGGCACUCCUGUUCCUCAGCUCCUGCCUGCAGACCCUGGUGCUCCACCAGUACUUCCACAUCUGCUUCGUCAGCGGCAUGCGGGUCAAGACGGCCGUCGUCGGGGCCGUCUAUCGGAAGGCCCUGGUGAUCACCAAUUCAGCCAGGAGAUCCUCCACCGUCGGGGAGAUCGUCAACCUCAUGUCUGUGGACGCACAAAGGUUCAUGGACCUGGCCACGUACCUUAACAUGGUCUGGUCGGCCCCUCUGCAAGUCAUCCUUGCUCUCUACUUCCUGUGGCUGAACCUGGGCCCUUCUGUCCUGGCCGGGGUGGCCGUGAUGAUCCUCAUGGUUCCCAUCAAUGCUGUGAUGGCCAUGAAGACCAAGACCUACCAGGUGGCCCACAUGAAGAGCAAGGAUAAUCGGAUUAAGCUGAUGAACGAAAUCCUCAACGGGAUCAAAGUGCUGAAGCUGUAUGCCUGGGAGCUGGCCUUCACGGACAAGGUGCUGGCCGUCAGGCAGGAGGAGCUGAGAGUGCUGAAGAAGUCCGCCUACCUGGCAGCCGUGGGGACCUUCACCUGGGUGUGCACGCCUUUCCUGGUGGCCCUGUCCACGUUCGCCGUCUACGUGACCGUCGACGAGAACAACAUCCUGGAUGCCCAGAAAGCCUUUGUGUCGUUGGCCCUGUUCAACAUUCUCCGCUUCCCCCUGAACAUCCUGCCCAUGGUCAUCAGCAGCAUUGUGCAGGCGAGUGUCUCCCUCAAGCGCCUCAGGAUCUUUCUGUCCCACGAGGAGCUGGACCCCGACAGCAUCGAGCGGCGGCCUGUCAAAGACGGUGGCAGCACGAACAGCAUCACCGUGAAGAAUGCCACGUUCACGUGGGCCAGGGGCGCGCCUCCCACGCUGAAUGGCAUCACCUUCUCCGUUCCGGAAGGUUCCUUGGUGGCCGUGGUGGGCCAGGUGGGCUGCGGAAAGUCGUCUCUGCUCUCAGCGCUCCUGGCCGAGAUGGACAAGGUGGAGGGGCACGUGGCUGUCAAGGGCUCAGUGGCCUACGUGCCCCAGCAGGCGUGGAUUCAGAACAAUUCUCUCCGAGAAAACGUCCUCUUCGGACGUCCGCUGCAGGAACGGUAUUAUAAGGCUGUGGUAGAAGCCUGUGCCCUCCCCCCGGAUCUGGAAAUCCUGCCCAGCGGGGACCUGACAGAGAUUGGUGAGAAGGGCGUGAACCUGUCCGGGGGCCAGAAGCAGCGUGUGAGCCUGGCGCGGGCCGUGUACUGCGACUCCGACAUCUACCUCCUGGACGACCCCCUCUCGGCGGUGGACGCCCACGUGGGCAGACACAUCUUUGAGAAUGUGAUUGGCCCCAAGGGGCUGCUGAAGAACAAGACGCGGCUCCUGGUCACGCACGGGAUCAGCUACCUGCCGCAGGUGGACAUCAUCAUCGUCAUGAGUGGUGGCAAGAUCUCCGAGAUGGGCUCCUACCAGGAGCUGCUGGCCCGGGAUGGGGCCUUCGCCGAGUUCCUGCGCACGUACGCCAGCGCCGAGCAGGAGCAGGCCGAGCAGGAGGACGGGUUAGCAGGUGUCGGCGGUCCGGGGAAGGAGGUGAAGCAGAUGGAGAACGGCGUGCUGAUGAUGGAUGCCACGGGGAGGCAGAUGCAGAGACAGCUUAGCACCUCCUCCUCCUACAGCGGGGACGUCAGCCGGCCCCGCAGCAGCACCGCCGAGCUGCAGAAGGCCGGAGCCAGGAAGGAAGACGCCUGGAGGCUGGUGGAGGCGGACAAGGCUCAGACGGGGCAGGUCAAGCUGUCCGUGUACUGGGACUACAUGAAGGCCAUCGGACUUGUCCUCUCCUUUCUGAGCAUCUUCCUGUUCGUGUGUAACCACGUUGCCUCCCUGGUCUCCAACUACUGGCUCAGUCUCUGGACCGAUGACCCCAUCGUCAACGGGACCCAGGAGCACACCCAGGUCCGGCUGGGUGUCUAUGGAGCCCUGGGCAUUUUGCAAGGUGUCUCGGUGUUCGGCUACUCCAUGGCGGUGUCCAUCGGGGGGAUCCUGGCCUCCCGCCGCCUGCACUUGGAUCUGCUGCAUAACGUCCUGCGGUCGCCCAUGAGCUUCUUCGAGCGGACCCCCAGCGGGAACCUGGUGAACCGCUUCUCCAAGGAGCUGGACACGGUGGACUCGAUGAUCCCGCAGGUCAUCAAGAUGUUCAUGGGCUCCCUGUUCAACGUCGUCGGCGCCUGCGUCAUCAUCCUGGUGGCCACCCCCAUUGCCGCCGUCAUCAUCCCGCCCCUGGGUCUCAUCUAUUUCUUCGUCCAGAGGUUCUACGUGGCCUCGUCCCGGCAGCUGAAGCGCCUCGAAUCGGUCAGCCGCUCCCCGGUUUAUUCCCACUUCAACGAGACCUUGCUGGGGGUCAGCGUCAUCCGGGCCUUCGAGGAACAGGAGCGCUUCAUCCGCCAGAGCGACCUGAAGGUGGACGAGAACCAGAAGGCCUAUUACCCCAGCAUCGUGGCCAACAGGUGGCUGGCUGUGAGGCUGGAGUACGUGGGCAACUGCAUCGUCCUGUUCGCCGCCCUGUUCGCUGUGAUCUCCCGGCACAGCCUCAGUGCUGGCCUGGUGGGCCUCUCGGUGUCCUACUCUCUGCAGGUCACCACCUACUUGAACUGGCUCGUUCGGAUGUCAUGCGAGAUGGAGACGAAUAUUGUGGCCGUGGAGAGACUCAAGGAGUAUUCAGAAAUUGAGAAGGAGGCUCCCUGGCGCAUCCAGGAGAUGACUCCACCCAGCACCUGGCCCCAGGUGGGCCGAGUGGAAUUCCGGGACUACGGCCUGCGUUACCGGGAGGACCUGGACUUGGUUCUGAAGCACAUCAACGUCACCAUCAAUGGAGGGGAAAAGGUUGGCAUUGUGGGGCGGACGGGAGCCGGGAAGUCAUCGCUGACCCUGGGCUUGUUUCGCAUCAACGAGUCUGCCGAGGGAGAGAUCAUUAUCGACGAUAUCAACAUCGCCAAGAUCGGCCUGCAUGAUCUGCGCUUCAAGAUCACCAUCAUCCCCCAGGACCCCGUUCUGUUUUCGGGUUCCCUCCGCAUGAACCUGGACCCGUUCAACAAGUACUCGGACGAAGAGGUCUGGACAUCCCUGGAGCUGGCUCACCUGAAGGACUUCGUGUCUGGCCUUCCCGAUAAGCUGAACCACGAGUGUGCGGAGGGCGGGGAGAACCUGAGCGUCGGGCAGCGCCAGCUCGUGUGCCUGGCCCGGGCCCUGCUGAGGAAGACAAAGAUCCUUGUGUUGGAUGAGGCCACGGCGGCCGUGGACCUGGAAACCGACGACCUCAUUCAGUCCACCAUCCGGACGCAGUUUGACGACUGUACCGUCCUCACCAUCGCUCACCGGCUCAACACCAUCAUGGACUACACGAGGGUGAUUGUCCUGGACAAAGGUGAAAUCCGGGAGUGCGGCUCCCCCUCCGACCUCCUGCAGCAGAAAGGUCUCUUCUACAGCAUGGCCAAAGAUUCCGGCUUGGUGUGAGCCCCGGAGCUGGUGCAUCGGGUCAGA